Messenger RNA from Lycium ferocissimum, 2343 nucleotides. RefSeq names its product squamosa promoter-binding-like protein 16. The coding region runs from base 1209 to 2147 and encodes 312 amino acids. Gene Ontology annotation, cellular component: nucleus. NCBI's taxonomy places the organism in Eukaryota, Viridiplantae, Streptophyta, Magnoliopsida, Solanales, Solanaceae. The transcript is spliced from 3 exons. Gene Ontology annotation, molecular function: DNA binding. The record is from RefSeq and is a predicted model, not a curated record.
UUCAUUUCUUCAUAAGGGGUACAUUUUCUGCUAGUAGCAAUCAAACUAGAAUUACAGACAAAAGAAAAGGGAACUGUCACCCUUUUUCCUUUAUCUUUUUUGUUUGUGUGAUGAGCUUUGUCUCUGCAAGAAUCACUACUGUGGUUUGCAUACUUUGAAACUUCCAGUUAAGUAUCUUUUUCCCCUGACAAUAGCUCAUUUAGACUACAACUUGGAACUGUAGCUUUUUAUAACCUUCCUCUUCUUCUAACUAAAUCUUAGUUUGGGUCCUAUAAUUCUUGAUUUUUGGAGAUUUUCAGUAGUUAGAACUUGACUUUAAUUGGAGACAUUUUAGUUAGAUCAUUUUAAUUUGCUUACUUUAGUAUGGUUCCUUUUAGUCCAGUGAAUUAUUGGAUUUUGCUUUUCAGUUUAUUCUACUUGAGGACUUGGCAAUUUUCUUUUCCCUUUAUGGAUUUUGGUUGGUCCAGCAGGUGAGGUACUUUAAUUUGGAAGGCUAUUCAAUCAUUAGACUCCAGCCGACAGUGGAUAAAUUAUUUAUAAAAAAAAUGAAAAAAGUUGAAAACAUCUGUGACUGCAUUAUUGUGUUAAGGUUGUGGCUUAAUUUAUAGUAGCUGAAAUAACUUUUCAAGAUUCUCUUAAUCCCUAUAUUGACACGUAUUGUUGUUGAGAAUUUUACCUGCAUGUUCUUUUUUUGCUGCAGAUUCGAGCUUGGUUAUUUUCUUCUUUUGUUUAUCAGUAUUGGAAAUGGUUUAUCAGCACUUUAGUUUUUCUCAGCUUCCUGGAGUUACUUGAUGAGAUAUUAUACAUAAUCAGUUUGCUGCAUACAUAUCAGAGAAGCAUUAAAAAGUUGUUUUAUAUUUUCUCUGGCUGGUAAUUUUCAAGGUUGAAACUGAAUGAAUCAGUACUAAUAACUAGACAGUUGUAUACUCACUCACUGAAAAACUGAGUUAUUAAUGCAAUGGUUGUUGGAUAUUGUUAAAUGUUUCAAUUUUCUUUUAUUGGAUUUGAUGUGUGCAAAGUUCUGGAUGAUGUUGAAGUAGGUGAUGAGGAUGGAAAGGGGGUGCUAGCUAAAUUGGAUAAAGACACUUGUUACUUUCCUUCACAUUUUCUCACAUUGUUAACUCAGGUAAAAAUAAUUUAGAGUGUGGAAGGCAGUUUCGCGUGCUAAAAUUAGCAAUUUGAGGCUAUAAUUAUAUAAAAAUUGUGUGAUGGAAUCGGCAUCAUCGUGUGGAUCAUCAAAGAGGGCCAAGGCACCAGGAAAUAUAGCUCAAGUAGCUCAUUGCUUGGUUGAUGGAUGUAAUGCAGAUCUCAGUCAAUGCAGAGAGUAUCACCGUCGCCAUAAAGUUUGUGAGGUUCAUUCAAAGACUGCCAAAGUCUCAAUUGCAGGUCGAGAGCAACGGUUCUGUCAGCAAUGCAGCAGGUUUCAUUCAUUGGAAGAAUUUGAUGAUGGAAAGAGAAGCUGUCGGAAACGUCUUGAUGGACAUAACAGGCGUCGAAGGAAGCCUCAACCAGAUCCUAUGGCCAAAAAUUCUGGAGUACAUUUUCCCAGCCAACAAGGAACAAAACUCCUGUCAUUUGGCAGUGAACAAGUAUUUCCAAGUGCAGUAGUGAGCUCUGCAUGGGCUGGUGUUGUUAAAACGGACAGCGAUAUGGCAUUAUUCAACAACCAAUCACAUAUAAAUUGCAUGGACAGUCAAAAUCCGUUCCCUGAUUCUUUGGCUCAUAGCUAUAAAGUAGGAAGCCAAUUCCAAUUCAUGCAAGGCAGUGACCGUAGUCUCCCUGAAGCAGGAAUUCUAAGCAGCGGACAAAAGAUGUUCUCCGAAAUAGUUAAUUCUGAUCGUGCUCUCUCUCUUCUGUCAUCAGCACCCGCUGUAACUAGGGAGAUUGGUUUGAGUCACAUAGUGCAGCAGCCUGCCUCUAUCCCCCGCGGGCUCCAGUCACAACCCGUUCACGGCUUGCACUAUGGUGGUCUAAGCCAGUACCCUUUUGCUCAAGAUUUCAAUAGUAAACCUCAAGAUUCUGCUGCAGAUUCGCACUUAAGCAACAGCAGCCCUUCUCUCCAUUUCCAUGAUAUGUUACAAAAUGCACAAGAUGGAUCAUCUACAAGUGGUGCCUCUCAGCAAACACUAGCCUUUAUGUGGGACUAAACUUUCUGUUAAUCUUAUAUGUUUUGAAUCCUUCCAAGCAGAUGCUAUUCCUUUCAAGAACGUUUAGCUUUUAAUUAGUGAUAUAGUUUCCUCUAAAGCAGCUGAAUGUCGUAAGAUCCUAGCAUGAAGGUUGUUUGUGAGGGAGGUUGACUUUAAUUUGUGUGAUAUAUAAGUAGACUAUUCUAUAUUCCCUUCA